UCAUUCUCUAUCUCUCACGGAACCGAGUAUUUAAUGUGUUUCUACCCGGAUCUUUUGUGAAUUGUACACAGUACGCUUGAAAAAUUCUUUAGCGGGCCGAGAAAUGCAUGUAGGGAUCCAUUGAUAAAGCAACGCUUGUAGUUUAUUUGCGGUUUGGGAAGAUUGGGACAUUCAUCCUGAUUUCUUGUACUCUACAUCAAAGCAAACAUUAUGGAAGUAGAAGACCCAAUAUCUGCCAAAUUCCAGACUAUCGUUGAGGCACUUAUGAUAAAAACAACAUCAGAGAUUGUGAAGGUUUUCGCUGAUGUCAUGUUGGAGACGAGAAUGGAGAUCUCUCGUAGCUGGAGGGAAAUUGAUGAUCUGAAACAGGAGUUGGAACAGAGAGAAGAACAGAGAGAAAAUCAACGAGGAGGCUCUAGAAGUCAAAUGACCCAAGUGACGUUCAAAACUGAAGAGGAUGACAUGGUGGUGUCCCAAGAUAGUAUUGGAAGUACAGAAAGCAGGGGUGAAGUGCAAAUAUCUGAAGACUCCACUGUUGAGGAAACGGACACCAGACAGAACGGCGUAUCAGUUCUUGAACAAGCAACUACAGAUAUUUCAUUACCUGAAACAUCUUGUAUAGACCCCCAGGUGACCCACUUAGAGGGUAGACAUGAAACAGUUCAUCCAUGUACAUCUCAUAUGGAACCUCAAACAUCUGCCACAGAGACCAAGGUUCUUUCAAAUGAUCCAGUCCAAGCUAUUUCAGCGGUCAGCUCCCAGCAACCAUCCCCUAGUACAAACAUUAUAAUUUUGAAUAAAAGGUCACAUGAAAAGGGGCCAGUAAUAUCAAAGAAAAUUUGCAUGGAAAAAAAAAAUUCUGCCACACAAAGAAACAGUGUAACACGCAUGCUUCGUGACAGACAACUUCUGAGUAGCCAGAAACCUUGUCUGUGCUGCAGUUCAGGCGAAUGCUCAAAGCAACAACGGGAGCCAAAAAAAAAUUCAUCAGUGGCUGUGGGGCAAGGUUUCAGGCAAGGGCAGACAAGGACAGAGUCUAAGAGCCAAAAGAGCUCCAGCAAACUUAAAUGUAUCAGAUGUGGACAGACAUUCACCAGUCUGACCACUCUGGCCAAUCACAAUCGAGUAUCCCCUAUAUUGAAAAAGCCAUUCCCAUAUAAAUGCUACCUCUGUGAUCACAUGUUUGCGACUCGGUGUGGCUGGAACAUACACAAGCGGAUCCAUGCCCAUAGUCAUGUUUCUGAGAUUGCACAACAAGACAACCCCAGUCCUUCCCAUUCACUCCCAGUGCCCAAAGAACUAAAGGCCGAGGUGGAGGUUCGCUUGGAGAGAAUUUCAGAGGCCCAGUUAGAAGCGGCAUUAUUUCCAAAAGGCUCCAUAUUGCUAGAUGAUGAUAUCAGUUUGAGCGCCAAGAAAUUAUCCUCAGUUGUAGAACCCACAACUUCUACAGCCAAUCCUAAUAAACUGUCUACAGGAACAACCACAAAUGCAUCCAUGUUAAAUUUGGAAUCUGUAUCUAACAGCUAUACAGAACUUGUCAUGGAAUGCCAUGCUUCCAGUUCAGGGACUGAAUCAAGUGAACGUUUAGGGCAGUCAGAUGAUGUGACAGAAGACUCUGGCAAAAACCAGCCAGCAGAAAAGCGGACCAAAUCAAAGUCACUUACAUGUAGAGUUGAUGGUGUGGAGUGCAAUGAAGCUUCAUCCAGUGCAAGUGAAGACUUAGCAAAAGGAUUUAAUUCUCUUCCUAGAAAACGGAAAAUGUCAGAUUGCAGUCAUGACUUGUACAAUGGUGUGUUUCCUGUUGAAAAAAUUCUUAGAUGGAGAAAUACAAAGGGUCGAAAUGAAGUUAGAAUCAAGUGGAUGCCUUGCUCAUUAUGUGGGGCAAAAUGGAAAAACACAUGGGAACCAGCUGAAAGCUUUAUCUCUUAUAAGGAUGGCAAACAUGAAGGAACUGGAAACACAGACAAACGGAAUUAAAAUGCUUGAUUUUAUGUUUGUUUUCACUUAACAAAUGUCAUAUGAUUUAGAAACUGAGAAUGACGGUGGAAUGAAUUUCAGAUCUCUUUCUUUAUGCAAACAAAAUGUAAUUAUUGGAUUCAAGAGAAGUUGGAUGUAUUAUUCUAUUAACAUGCUACUGUGUUAAUGCUACAGCACACACUUUGUUAAAACCUUUCCCUGUAUAUUUAGCACAAUCAUUACAUGCUUGCUAAUUUCUGUAAAUGGAUACAUGAUGCUAUGAGAACAAGUUGUCCAACAUCCUUAUGCAUGUAACUAAUUAAUUAAAAUAAGGUGCAUAAUUAGAGUAAACCGUGCUAUGGAUUUUGGCAUAUUAGAUGAGAUAUAUAUAUAUAUAUAUAAUGUACACACACACAAAGCAAACAGCAACAGGUCUUAUGUCAUUUUGAAUUGCUGGACUGAAUCCUGGAAUAUAUUUCAUAAUCUUUAAUCUUAGGUUUUAUAAUCGGUUCCUCAUAAGUAAAGUUAUUCAUUAAUUGUAAGCAUACUGUAUCAUUAUUGGUUUGGUUUCUUUGUGGUAAGAAUUUAGUUUUCUCAGUCUGGUUUUGUUAAUCAUUUGUUUUUCUUAGAUCUAUACUUAAAAUCCAGCUGAUCAAUGUAGCACCAGCUUAGUUAAAAAUAUCUUUACAUUCAUUACUGAUUGUACAUCUGUUUUUGUCAGUUUAUGUAACGUUUUUUUUUAAUUGCUUGGGGUGUUUGUUUUUAGUAUUUUAGAUAUCAAAUAUUUCCUUGAAGUUGGUGCAAAAAUGUCUUUCAGAUUGAAAGUUGCUCUAUAGUCUAGUCUAAUAUUAUUGUUCAUAUGUUCACCUUUGUUAAACUGAGCAGGCAUAUCUGUGUAGCAUUUCAUUAUGAAAACUAAAAUGACUUUACUCUUGAUUUUAUGUAACAUAGUGCUUCUUUCUGUGAUGUAAAUUUUGCCCUGAGAUUUUUUUUUAAGUUGUUCUGUGCAUAUUUGUAGCUGUGUAUAUUCAUUACUGCCUGUGAUGUGGUAAUGUUGACAAAUUGUCGAGUUUAAAGGGCACUAGUUUGGGCGAAUGCAUGAUUAAAAUAAAAUCAGUUGCCUGUC
This is a messenger RNA of Tachysurus fulvidraco (yellow catfish), 3082 nucleotides long. RefSeq lists its product as uncharacterized. NCBI's taxonomy places the organism in Eukaryota, Metazoa, Chordata, Actinopteri, Siluriformes, Bagridae. The transcript has 7 exons. The record is from RefSeq and is a predicted model, not a curated record. Bases 211 to 1977 code for a protein of 588 amino acids.